This is a messenger RNA of Nicotiana tabacum (common tobacco), 1330 nucleotides long. Its product is annotated as CASP-like protein 5C1. The record is from RefSeq and is a predicted model, not a curated record. NCBI's taxonomy places the organism in Eukaryota, Viridiplantae, Streptophyta, Magnoliopsida, Solanales, Solanaceae. Gene Ontology annotation, cellular component: membrane.
ACAACUCCAAAUAAUUUAUGGCCGUCUCUUCAAACAGUUAAAAAGAAAAAAAAGAUAGACGAAAAGAAUAUAAAGGAGAGGUAAUAUGCAAUUCCACUUGUCAAAUCCUUUGCACAGGUUUUGAAAGCUUUCUUCACACCCUACGUUGAAAAGCAUUAUGCAAUAUCAUGCACAAAUUCCCUACUUCAAAACUCGUUUAACAAAUGCAAAGUAGCCCUGUUUUUGCCCACAGGAAAAUAAGUACACCAUUACAACAACAAUGCAAGAAGACAAAAAACAAGUAUCCAUUGCCAAAGAUUCUUGAAAAUGUCAAGCUUAUAAUCAAGUAAAUAGCCUGAAGUUCUCAUAUUAUCUGCUGUCCAUGAAAAUCUUGGGGAGGCAAAGAUUUGGAGUCAUACCUGAAGAUCAUGAUGAAGUUGGGCAAGAGAGGAAGUACUUACAAUUGUCUUCGUCGUAAUCAUCUUCAGAAAUUAGAGGGUGCAGUGAACAUAGAUCAUAUUGUAGUUCUAACAGCGAAUGGCCAUGGAUGAUGAAAUACCAGGAGCUGUGGGGACAAGCGCGAGCUUUGCUUUGAGAUUAGGGCAAACCAUCUUCUCCGCUGCUUCUCUUUUGUUCAUGUCUUUAGGAGUUGAGUUCCACAACUAUACUGCCUUUUGCUUGUUAGUAACAAUCAUGGGUUUGGUCAUCCCCUGGAGCAUUACUUUGGCGAUGAUUGACAUAUACUCGGUCUUGAUCCAUUGCCCCAUUCGCCAGCCAGGGAUCCUACUCUUCAUUGUUUUAGGAGAUUGGACAUUAUCAUUCCUCACCCUAGCAGCAGCUAGCUCAAUUGCUGGAAUAGUGGAUCUUUUGCACAGGACAGAUGUAACAUUCUGUACUCCUGCCGGAUUAUGCAGCAGAUAUCAGAUAUCUGCUGCAUUGGCCUUCUUGUCAUGGUUUCUCUCCACUGCCUCAUCUCUUUCCAAUCUUUGGUUGCUUCCUUCUCUGUCAAGAUGAUCAGUUUUCCUAUGUGUGGUUGCAUGCAAGUAUCUGAUAUACGGGUAUGUCAAUUUUGUUUUUGUUGUAUCUCACUUGAAGUAUGUCACCACAAAUGAAGAGAAUGUUGGGGAGCUAUUAAUUAUGUUAUAUGGAACAGUAUAAUAACUUGUUAUUAGUUAGAGAUAUAUGUGUAACAAAUAACCUUAGAAUACCAAGUCGAUCAACAGUGACUUCCGUACAGAUAAACUAGCUAAAUUAGAAUGGACAAUCUAGCUACUCCUUUUUCCUUUGAUGUAUCCCACAGGUUAUAUGAAUCAUGUAUCCAUUCAGCUCUAUUGAUCGCUCAUUUUAUACA